AUGUUGAGAGAUCCAUCUUUCAUAGAGACAAUACCAGAAGAACACCAGGAAGCUUUCAUUGACCCGAAUCCAGUAGCGCCAGACAAACUAAAGAUGCUCAAGAAAAUGAUAGAGGACAGAUACACAAGAGUCAGGGUUCAUGUUUACAAGUGCAGUUUUGAUCAUCAUGAUGAAGAUUCAAAAGUUAAAUUUUCUGGUUUAGAUGGAGUUGAUGAUAAAGCUUUCUCCAAAAUAGUCUUUGAUUUUUUCAAAAACCGAAUAGAGCAUCAAUAUCCACUGGCAGACAAGGAGUCUGAAGAUCCAUAUGAGAGAAUCAAAGAGAAACACGAAGCUUUUAUGAAGGCCAGUUCUGCAGUGGUCAUUGGACGAGAUGAAACUCUGGAAAGGGUGGACAAUUACAUAUGUGGACCUGGAAUAGACAAGCCUCUUUUAAUGGUAGGUGCAGCUGGUACUGGGAAAUCAUCUAUAAUGGCACGUCUGGCAGACACAACAAGCCAUAAAGCUGCCACUGGAGCCAUACCUGGUGGUGGCGAUAAAGGCUGGCACGUGUUUUACCACUUUGUGGGUGCGGUACCUGGCUCUACAGAACUAGAAAAACUUCUGAAAAGAUUGCUUAAAGAGAUGGGAGUGGUAGAUGCUUCUAAUAUGCCCAAAGACCUGGAGAGUGCAGCUCAAGUAACAUGUGGGGCUUUGAACAAUCAGAACACUCGACCAACAAUCAUCAUUAUAGAUGCACUCAACCAGUUUGACAGUGAUCUUGCUGCAGAUUUAGUUAGCUGGGUCCCUAAGAAACUUGCUCCACAGAUUAGAUGCAUCUUCACAAUGAUACCUGAAACCCCUCAACAUUAUGCAUUGAUUAGCAGAGAGCCUCAACCUGAUAUGUUUGACCUUGAACCCCUCAAUAUGGAAUCUAGAACGAAAAUAGUGAAAGAGAUGCUUGGUAAAUAUAACAAGGCUCUGGACACAGGCCAGAUGGACUCUCUCCUUUCUAAGACAUCUUCAGAUAACCCGCUCUGGCUGUCUUUAGCCUGUGAGGAACUUAGAGUGUUUGGAAACUUCAGGAAAGUCUCUGAUAAAAUCAACCAGUUAAGAGAUGGACUCCUUGAGUUAGAGAUGCAGAUCAUGACACGAUUUGAGGAGGAAAGUGGUGGAGAACUAUUGGUGGCGACAUUAUGUCUUCUAGAAUCUUCUUCCACUGGUCUUCUAGAGACAGAACUUUUGAUGAUAUUAGGGGAUACAGAUAACCUUAUGCCAAGGGAACAGGCUGAGGCAGAAAAAAAUGAUAACCAAAGUGAAAAAUGUCGCAGCAACUUGGAACCAUUACCUGCUUAUAAAUGGGCAGAGGUGUACAGAUCUCUUCGACCUUUCUUACGUCCAUUUGGUGACAGCGGGGAGGGACGUCUAGAUUUCUACCACAGGUCACUCAGCAAGGCAGUCAGAAAAAAAUAUUUAAAAGAUGACGGUAUAAAGAAGUGGUGGCACAAAAUAUUGGCAGAUUAUUUUGAAAAUGAGCAGAAUAUCAGCAGAAAGAUUGAGGAAUACCCAAAUCAUUUACUUUUACUUGAGGACCAAGAACGCAUGAAGACAUUCCUGACUGACUGGGAUGUGUUUUUAAAUCUUUUCAACAUAGAAUUUAGCACAAAGUUAUGCAAGUAUUGGAAUAAGACAUGUACACUGGAUGAAAUGGAACAGCUCUAUGUAACCAAGAUAGAGAACUUAACAAAUGAUACCAGUUCAACCAAAGAUUUACUUGCUCGAAGACUAGAGAAAAUGUCAAAAUUUAUGGGCCAGAUGGGGAGAUAUGAUAAAGCUAUGCAGUAUGCAACCAGAGCCAGAGAUAUCGAAGAAGAGCUAGGAUCUCGUCCAGAACGUAUGAUGGAGAUAUACCAUUUACUAGCAUUUGUAGGAGAUGAGCACUUCAAACUGGAGGACUAUUUGUACCAUGCCCAACUACCUCGUAUGAAACCUAUUGUCGAGAACUAUGAAAAAACAGUUCAACUGAGGAAAGUCAUGGCAGAAAAAUCAAGUAGCAAAGAAGAAAAGUACAAACUAGGUAUGGCAUUAAGUCGUCUAUCAUUCUUCCUAUCUGGAUAUGCCCUAAGAGGAGGUGACGAAUGGCUCAGUGCUGAGGUUGCCAAGGAAAAGGCCAUCUCCUAUGUCAAUGAAGCCAUAGAACUGUAUACAGAGAUGCAGGAUAACUAUCGUAUUGGUGACUGUCUAUUGACUAGGGGUGUGGCUGAGGGCCAUCCAACACCUAAGCAAAUAAAGUAUUAUGAAGAAGCUCGAGAAAAAAUUCUCCAAUCAGCUGGUCCACUUAAUAUGACCAUGGACUGUCUUCUUCUUAAUAUGGGCAUAUAUUAUGAAGACACAGGUGAUAAGCGCAGAGCGUAUGGCUAUUAUUUUGAGUGGUAUACAACAUGUAGGGAUCUGUACGGAGAGAGACAUGCAAGAUGUAAACGUUGUGUCACAUUACUCAGGGAGACUAUAUUUAUGGACAUUGCCAAAGAAGUAGGCAACCCAGUGCCUGAAAUGUUAGAAGACAAUGCCAACGAAGUAACCUAAUGACAAUGAAUUUUUAGUGAUAAUCUUAUCUGAACACAUAUAGUCCAUGGACUGAUGAAGUGCAAGUAAUUAACUACUACACAGCAUAUUGGACGAUGUGAAAUAUGCUGUGAUUGUAUUUGAGGUGUCAUCUGUGAUUGUAAUUUGUUAUAUACAGCUGUAAUCUGUGAAACAAUUUGGAAUCUGUGAAACAUUGUAUUCUGUGAAACAAAUUGUAAUCUUUGAAACAAGUUGUAAGCUUUGAAACCAGUUGCAAUAUAUGAAACAAUUUAUAAUCUAUGAAACAAGUUGUAAUCUGUGAAACAACAAGUUGUAUAUUUAUUGCUUCAUAAAAAGAUCAUAAUAUAAAUCCCUUCAGUC
This is a messenger RNA of Owenia fusiformis, 2922 nucleotides long. Lineage: Eukaryota; Metazoa; Annelida; Polychaeta; Sabellida; Oweniidae. The record is from the annotation of a GenBank genome assembly.